UCGAUGCUUGUUUGCUCAUUUUGAUUGUCACUUUUUGUUGCCUGGCUUGCUUUGCUGGAAUUGUCGGAAAACUUACUCGCAACGAAAGUUUUUUUUUCAGUCUGCCGAAAAGUUUAUUUCACUGUUAACAAUGUCGAAGUAUAUUACAGAGGACAAUGCGGCAGUUGGAUAUUCAUCGGAACAAGAUGAGGACCUAGAUUUGCUGGAACCCAAAAAUGUUUCCGAAGGCAAUAAUCCCGCUGAGAUUUACAUCGGUAAUACCGGUAAAGUGGCGGCGAGCAAGUUUUUCAAUCUGUUCAGACGGUACGGUGCAAUCCGCAAUAUGACCAUUUGGCGUACUCACAAUCAUCUGUAUCAUGCUCGAAUCGCGUAUGGGCAACCUGUUUUUGCGCAGAAAGCAAUCGCAGAGCAGAACAAUAAAUUUUACAACGGAAAGCGGCUUCGCAUAUCAUUUGUUAAGGAUAAAAUCACGCUAAAAUUUGCGGCCGCGUUUCGGAUCGAUGAUCUUUGUGCCGAAUGCACAGAGGAAGAUAUAUACGAGCACUUUGUACAGUGCGGACCAGUUCAGUUUGUCGUAAAGACUGGGUUUUCUGCUUACGUUCAAAUGGAAACUAGUGAAAGCGCUCUUCUCGCUACGAACUUGGAAAUGAUUUUGAAUGGCGAUCCUUACACUCUCAGCAGAAUAUACUCAGACGAUCGAGUGGAUCAUGUUCAAGUGUUAGAAAACAUGAGGCGUAUCCAGUAUCCCAAGCCAUUUGUUAUGGUGGAAAAUUUUCCAGCUAUGGAAAAAGAAGCAUCAGUGGAUCUGUACAAAAGCUUCUUCGAGUCGAUAGCACCGAUUCAACACUUCAAGAUUGCUCCGACAGCCAAAGAAACAGUCACUUUGGCGCUUUGUGUGGCAAAAGCAGAAGAACGUCAUAUGCUGGUCGAUAGGUUUGACGGAACGUGUCACCAUGACAAAAAGCUCAAGUUAUUUAUCACCGGGGCUAGGGCGACAAUGACCAUUGAUCAUGCGGUGAUAUUUGCUAGUGCUAAGACGUCGGUUGUGGUGUCCGGCUUUCCACCCUAUUACAAGGAUUACGACGUUUGUAAACUGUUCAAAAAGUGCGGAGUAAUUAAUUUUCUUGAAAAGUUCAAUGGAAAAUGGUUGAUUUGCUUUGAAAAACAAUCUGCCGUGUCGCUGACGAACUUUUAUCAGUUUGUCAUCAAUAGAAAACAGCUGGAAAUUGUAAACCUUACACCAAUUACGAUUCCUGCACCAACGUUGUACAAGCUAAAGGAUUACACUGUACCACAGCCGAAAAGUCAAGAGCCAAAAUCAAUCGUUCGUCCUGAAAGACCCGAUAAUUUUAUAAUGAAAACAAUGCUAUCAAUUGAUCAGAAUAUUAAAAAAUCAACGGAAACAGUACCAUCUAUAAGCAGUGCGAAAACAAUAAUACCUCCAUCGGUUGUAAGCUCAAAACGUCCUGUCUUACAGCCAAACGUUUUCCCUAAAGCGCCAUUGCCCACACCGAGUACUGACCCAGCUGAAAAUGUGUCGGAUGAUGAUUGUGAUGCAACAUAUGCGAGUCCCAUCCUGCGGGACGAGCGAACAGUAUACAUAGGUAAUCUAGCCAAGCGGAUAAGCGAGGAUGAUCUUCGUGAGUUGUUUAGCGGACAGGAAAUUCGAGCAGUGUCACUGUCGUGCAGUGAGGACUCAUUCUUUCCAUCAUCUGCAGCGAUUAUUACCUUCGGCACAAAAGAAGGUGCGGCCAAAGCGAUUUCUAACAACCACAAGCGCUAUCGGGAUAAACGCGUAAUGAUUCUUCCCUCACGAGGGUCACAAUCCUUUAACUACAAACGAACUUUGAUGGUGAAAAACCUAACGAGAGCUGUUAGUGAAGAAGGUUUACUCAUAGAGGUUGAGAAAGUGUUGGGUAACAACAGGGUUGAAGAUGUGAUCAAACCUGCCCAUUACUACGCGUACGUUGAACUCAGUGGAAAUUUAACCGCAUUCUCGUCGAUCGAACGAUUGCGAGCGGCCUUCACCCAACACCAAAUAGACGUGUAUCCGUUAUACACCUCAGUUCCUAAACGAUGUUUGCUGUUUCAGCUAAUGCCGUACGAGCAAGUGCGAAUGCUUAACGGAUUGAAACCUGUAAGUGAAAUCGAUCACAACGACCACCACUUUGGAGCGCACAAUGCACACAAAUUAUUUGUGGGUAAUAUACCACGGGACGCAAUGGCCGAGGAUGUUAUUGAUUAUUUUAACAAUUUUGGCAAAGUUGUCGAUUAUGCACCGAUCGAUAAGAAGAGUUGUUAUCUACGAAAGUCGGCAAUUUUAAGUUUCAUUAAUUCUAAACACGCGCAAAAUGCCUACCAGUUGAACCACUUCUUUGAGGGCUCCCUAUUGGAUGUACAUCUUAUGGAUAGCCCUCCGUGGCACUUCCUACCGGAUGUGGGAAUAAUAACCGUGAAAUUCCACAGUCCUUUUUUAACGAAUGACGAAAUACGGCAAGCUUUCCGCGAUCGUGUAAAAUCCGCUAAUUUCCGUUUUCUGCGAUUCGAUGCAUACGAUGAUCGGGUUAACUUAGUGGUAAAGUACACCCAAACCGACAGAAAAGUUUUCAACUCCUUAGUCCAAAUAGAGCAAAUUAACCACGAGGCAGUGCUGAUAGUAGAUGGCCUGGAACUUUCCCAUCCCACGGCAACAGAAGCGCAGGAGAAUAGAAAAAUUUCACAAUCUCCAUACCGUCAGCAAAAGGAAAAAUUUCUCAGUUACGUCGUGUACAAGGAAAACCUCAAAGAAGAUUUGGAGAUCUGCACCAAAUCGAACAGCGAGGCGGAUAUUGCCUUCCAGCGAUUUUACAACGACAAAGCAAUACAAAUUAACAACGUGUCGUUGAGCACCACGGUUGAGGAACUGCGCGAUUUGUUCAUUAAAUGCGGUGAUGUAACGGAUUACGACGCCCUCAUUCUCGAGGAAGACCAAAGCAAAAUCUGCUUCAUAACGUUCGAUGUCGAUCUCGCAGCUGAUUUAGCGUGCACGUACAACCAGCGCAUGCUUCACGGAAAACGAAUUCUUAUACACCUAGCAAAAGAAACCGUCCGGGUGGAACGGAGCAAAUCAGUUCUGAUUGAGCAGCUUAAUUCGGAAACCUCAAGCGAACAUAUCUAUCAUGCCCUCAGCGAUGCUGGAGUGGUGAAGUACGUACAAAAAAUGUCCCCAUUUACGGCCAUCGUCUGCUUCAGGGAUUCGGAAAGUGCUAAUGAAGCGUUGAGGGUUAGGGUGAUCCAGAAUUCCAACAGGUUUAUAGUAAGCCCGUGCUAUGCCGAGUAUGACGCCCGCUUCUUCAAAAACUUUACUUUGCAACCAGAAAAUAUCUCCGCGGAUUUCCUGCAAAACGUCCUAACGCCUCGCUUACGAUCAGAAUAUCAUCAAUCAUGUAGGGAGCGCCAUGUGCUAGAAACACUACCAGAGGACGUACGAUUACAGCUUUUCAACGCAAUCACCGCGGCGCGAAGAACAAUCGUUAAUUUCGAUAGCAUGUCUAUUUCCGAACAAAUCACCGCCCUAAGUACAGGCAACGAGCCGUUCCUUCAAAGUAACAUUUAUGCUAACUUGAAUCAACAGGAAAGGGAUAAACUGUUCGAAAAAACAAACACCCUUCAACCGGAACGCACUGCCGUUGAAAAUAUCGAUGGUCCGUCACAGCCUGCAAAGCAGCCACGAGUAGAUUCUUCCACUGAUUGGUGUGCAGAAACACCGAACGUAUCAAAAAACGCUCAACUCGUGGCGCAAAAGCUUCCCUCUUCUGAUAUACUGUCGCUGUACAGCGGAGCACUAAUACCCCCCCGACUGACUGUUCCUCAGCAACCUGCUAUUAUAAUUCCACCCGUUUCUCAAAAUAUGUCAUUGCAUCCGGUAAGAAUGAUGCUACCAGUUAGUGUGCUGUCACCGGUAAGAAUGGUACCCCCGGUACGCCCUCAGCGUCCUAGUGGACCGUGGGUGCAACAGUUGGCUUCGUUGGCAUACAACGCGACAAUCCCAAAUAGCAUGAACCCACAUCGACCGCCUUAUUUUCGCUACCAUUGAAUUGAUAGCUGUAUGAAUCUGUACAAUCCGAUGAUGCGUACAUAUUCUUGGCGAGAAAUAACAACUGAAGUAAAACUAAAGAUGCGAAUAAAUGUAAAUUAAUCUUUUCAUUGCAUUUACGGAAUUUGAUCUGUAGAACAAGAUGAAUAAAGCGUGUUUUUUUUUUCAACUA
Molecule: messenger RNA, 4247 nt
Organism: Wyeomyia smithii (pitcher-plant mosquito)
Lineage: Eukaryota; Metazoa; Arthropoda; Insecta; Diptera; Culicidae
Exons: 15
Coding region: 131-4075 (1314 amino acids)
Cellular component (GO): cytoplasm; ribonucleoprotein complex; nucleus
Molecular function (GO): mRNA binding
Source: RefSeq, a predicted model, not a curated record